AUGACUGAGUAGAAAACUCUUGAGGAUAAAAUUGCAUUUGACCCAUCUGAAUGGGAAGAAGUACCAUUUUAUGAAAUAACUUAAUUGCGUAAGCAUAGUGAAGUGAUUUCACUUGAUAAUUAAGAUUCAUCGUAAAAGCAAUCUAAACAAAUGUAAAGCGCUGAAGAAUCUCAGAGCGAGUAGGAAAAAUAAACUAGAGUAACUAAUUUAGUUUAAUCAGCCACUGUUGCUCGUUAAUUGCAAAAUCAAUAUUUCCUUGUUGAAUAAGGAAAAAAAUAUUAAAAGUAUAAAAAAUAUAUUAAAUUUGAAUAGUUUUUCCGUGAUAACUACGAAAAAAGCUUAUAUUUUGAUCCAGAAUAAGAAAUCUUUAUAACAAGCGAUGGAUUGUAAAUGGCUGCAAGCAGCGGAAACUAAAUCGGUACAAGUCUCCUCUAUAACAAGCAGACUAAAGAGUUGGUAGGUUUCUCAAAUAUUUCUUACAACAUAGAAAUCAGCACAAUGAACAAGGCCUUAGAACAGGCCAUUUAAGAAGAAGAGGAAGAAAAUGGGUAACAGAAUGAUGGUAAAUAAGAAAAUAUGGCUAGUUAAAAUUAAUAAUCAGCCUCGAAGAAUGGUGGCAACAACAGCAACAGACCUGAAAACACUCUUGAAUCUAUAUAUGACUGGAUUGAGAAAAAAGAUAAGCUAAAACAAAAAAGAAUAAAAAAGCAAAAUAAGAGCAAGGAGACAUUGCCUCAGUAUAUAUAAGACUCAUAAAGUUAUCAAAAAAAUAAAAGAAAUCCUUCAAUGAAUAAGUUUAUUCGUAAAAUGAAGAAAUGA
Tetrahymena thermophila SB210 is the source of this 819-nucleotide messenger RNA. RefSeq lists its product as hypothetical. The record is from RefSeq and is a predicted model, not a curated record. The transcript has 2 exons. NCBI's taxonomy places the organism in Eukaryota, Ciliophora, Oligohymenophorea, Hymenostomatida, Tetrahymenidae.